Ochotona princeps (American pika) is the source of this 1716-nucleotide messenger RNA. It is a transcript of the gene PLEKHS1, whose product is annotated as pleckstrin homology domain containing S1. Lineage: Eukaryota; Metazoa; Chordata; Mammalia; Lagomorpha; Ochotonidae. The record is from RefSeq and is a predicted model, not a curated record. Bases 1 to 1485 code for a protein of 494 amino acids. The transcript is spliced from 11 exons.
AUGGAGAAACUUAUGGGGAACAAACUGAGUUCUGUUCACUUUCUUUUAUUAGGCAAACGAUUGACAUUUUAUUAUGAAAAUGAAGUCUGCAAACAAGAUUACUUCAUUAAAUCGCCACCUCCUCAGCUUUUCUUCUCCAUGUCCUCUUGGAAAAGACGGCUAUUCAUCCUGUCAAAGAGUGGGGAAAGAGGCUUUCGUCUCACCUAUUACAAAGACCAUCAUCCUCGUGGUUCCAUUGAAAUUGAUGAAAACUCCAUUGUUGAAGUUGGCAUGAGCAGCCAGGAAAAGCUGCAAUCCGUGCAGAAAAUGUUUAAGUGCCACCCCGAGGAAGUAAUGUCCAUCAGGACCACAAAUAGGGAGUACUUCCUCAUCGGCAAUGACAGGGAGAAGAUUAAAGACUGGGUCUCCUUCAUGUCAUCGCUUUGCCAGGGGGUUACAGUCACAUAUCAGUGCACAGAGGCGAUGAUCACUAAUGAAACAACAGGGAGGCUGAACACAACCCUCUCUCAACAGGAAAUAAUGGAGAAACUCUCCAUGAGAGACAAAAGGCCCAUCUCUGAUCCCAGUCUUUUGCUUGCUGCUUCCAACACAUUUGAUGCCGUCAGCCCCACCUCAUCAAGAAGCAGCCUUCCAUGCAUGCAUUUAAUGAAAAAAAGCUCUCCAAAAUCUGAGGAAGAUCAUCUACCACAUUUCUACCCAGAAACCACAGGAGAUACAGAAGAGAAUUAUUAUCUUAGUCCUCGAAGUAUUCUUUCAGAGCUGGAAAAUAUUGAUUCUGGUGAUUCGAAAGACUUGAUCAAACAUGAUAAUGCGAAACAGAACAUGAGCUCUGAGGGUUGCUAUAUGUCUAUGAAACCAUGUUUUUUCAAGGAAAUACCACAUGAGUCUGCUGAGAACCAACAGGAACUCCAGCUCCUUCCAGAGACACAGGAUAGAGGACUACACCUGCAGGAACAAGGCUUGGGAAGCGAUUCGUGUCUCACACCUUCCAAUACAGAAGCACAGACCACAAAUGAUAGAAAGGGGAUGACCUCACUAACCGUUGUGCAAUUGUCUAUCUUAAUCAACAACAUCUCUGAUGAACGCCAAGUGGAGACACUGAGCUUGUUCCUUUCUCCCCCUGACGUCAUAAACUAUCUUGCUCUCAUUGAAGCCGCAGGACGGAUAUGUGUGGCUCGCUGGGAAGGCCCCCCACACCUGGGAUGCUUGUUCUGCCACGGAGAUCACGUUUUGGCCGUGAAUGAUCUGAAGCCCCAGAACCUGGAGGAGGUCUCCUUGUUUCUCACUCGGUCCAUCCAGAAAGAGAAGGUAAAACUCACCAUUGGGCGGAUCCCAAAUUCAGAGAAAUUCCAUGGUCCAGCAUGCACGUGUUCUCUUAAGCACCAAGAAGUUGCAGCUCUUCGACAGAAUAAGCCUGCUCUGGAAAGGACCCUACAGAGGUGUGCAGCCAUUAAAAAGGGCCAUCAGAAAGGAGCAAAAGAUUAGCCUGUUAAGGACCCACCAGGGCAGAAUGAGGAUGGAGCUCGGCCUCUGUGCCUGACUAUGCCACUUGAUGCCCUGGGCCAUGACGCAAGCCAGGACAUCCCCCUGCAUUCCCGUGUCUGCCUCUCCAGAGUGGCUAUGGCCAUCGUCUCUCUGGCCACUAUCUCCAGAAUGUAGGGUCUGUCAAGAGGGAUCAUGACUUGGGAACACAAUGGAAACGGAAAGCCUUGUAAU